Molecule: messenger RNA, 435 nt
Organism: Mercenaria mercenaria
Lineage: Eukaryota; Metazoa; Mollusca; Bivalvia; Venerida; Veneridae
Exons: 3
Coding region: 1-435 (144 amino acids)
Source: RefSeq, a predicted model, not a curated record
AUGGUAGACCUUGGGAAGAAGUUGAAGUUCCCUGAGGAAGUGACCCACACAUCUCUCCAGCGAGACGUAGUUAUGUGGUCCAGGUCUCCGAAGUUAGUGGUAUUGGUAAAACUAACUGUCCCUUGGGAGGAGAGAGCAGACGAGGCGUAUGAGCUCAGGGAGGGGAAAUACCAAGAUUUGGCUGACACCUGUAGAGAUAGAGGUUGGAAAACAUGGGUCUUCCCAGUAGAGGUUGGAUGUAGGGGCUUCCUAUCACAGUCAGUGUGGAGAAUGUUGGGAGCUGUUGGCAUUAAAGGUUCCAAGAGCCCGAAAGACCGAAUCGGAGAUGGCAGUAUGAUUGUUCCAGAAGCUAUUACAGAAAAGAACUGUGUUGAAGAGAUCGUAUCGUCAUGCCUCCACAGACUGACAGAAAGCUUCUACAGAAACAGAAUUUAA